Molecule: messenger RNA, 2745 nt
Organism: Bemisia tabaci
Lineage: Eukaryota; Metazoa; Arthropoda; Insecta; Hemiptera; Aleyrodidae
Product: small ribosomal subunit protein mS39
Biological process (GO): mitochondrial translation
Cellular component (GO): mitochondrion
Molecular function (GO): rRNA binding; protein binding; ribosomal small subunit binding
Source: RefSeq, a predicted model, not a curated record
UUAUAGUCUAUCUCUAUAGUGUGUCGUGUGAUAGUUUGAUUUCAUUCAAACAAUCAAAUAAUCAUUAUUUGUUCAUUGAUCACUCAAGAUUCCCGUCGCACUUUAAUUUUAUCAACUUUUACAAAUGUUACAACUUCGAAAGUGCUGUAAAUCACCAUUUUGUGGGCCUAGGUAUUACCUCACUUUGUAAUUUCGAUGAGAGGCCAGCAUCGUCUGUAAAAUUCAGCACCAUCGGAGAUCAAACUGAAUGAUAAUGAGUGUUCUUCUUCAAAAUGUCAGGAUUCAAGUCAAGAAAUAUCCUGCUUUCCGCAGUAUAUCGGAGCAGAAAGCUGUAAACAGUGAAGUGUCUCAAAAAAUAAAAAUUCCUGCCCGAAUCCAGCGAGGUCCAACUGACAUCCUCAGAACCUUGGCUUCAACUCUAACACCAGACACAACGGGAGCACACUACAAAUACCAUGAUGACCCAUUCCUGAUUCCACCAUCCAAUUAUGCAAAAAGAGCAUUUGCUUUAUCCAAAGAGUCUGGCAGAAAAGCUGCUCAGUGGGUACGACAACAGCAUGCUGACCUAUUUGACCACAAAGUAGCUGAGCCAUUCAUCCCGAUAUUUGCUCCAAAAGCAGUUUAUGAUGAAAACAGUGAAGUGAAUGAAGCCGUAUUGAAAACACUUAUUCAGUCAUCCUCUGUCUCCGAUGCCAUCUGUGUCUAUGAGCUCAUGGAAAAAAAAAACAUAGCUGUAUCAGAUGAGUUGAAGCAAAGUUUACUUGAACUAGUUUGUUUUUACAAUGGAAAAGACGGUAAAUCAGAUGAAUAUCUAGAAGAAAAGUGGUAUACAGCAAACCAGAGAACAAUAGCCAGGAAAACGUGGCAAGAUGGUGGCUUUGCUGAUAAACUUUUUAAGUCAAUGAACCAGACACCUGAAGCAAUCUGCACUAUGAUCCAAGGCAUGACAAAAUAUUAUCAGGUCAAUCAAGCAAUGAGCUUAUAUGAAGAAGUACUCAAUAAAAAUCUUCCAAUCAGUCUAGAAACCUUUAAUGGUUUGAUCCGUGUUUCGAGUUUCGUCAGGGAGGAUUUCACACUCAGGUGGCAGUUCGUCAGGGAAAUCUUCGAUAAGAUGAAAAGUCAAGAGGUGAUGCCUAAUAUUCAGACAUUAAAUGCUGCUCUGGCAACCUUAGCUGCAAUGGCAACGAUGAAGAACUGCCCUAAAAUAGCUCUGGCGCUCAUCACUGAAUUCAAGCAGCUUGGAAUUGAGCCGUCUCUUGCGUCAUUCUAUCACCUCCUGCAAAUCAUGUUCAAAAGAGAGGGUGCCAAACCACCAAUACUGAAUGAAAUUCUUGAUUUCUUGGAGACACAAGGGAAUUUGGAAGCUCGUGAUGCAGAAGACAUCAACUUCUUUGUGGCUGCAAUGAAUGUUUGCACUUACAAGUUGGAAGACUUAAAUCUUGCGUACCGAUUAAAUAAUGUCCUCCACACAGGAAACAAUUACGACUUGAUGGGAGACAGCUUGAAAGAAUCAAUUUACUACCGCAAUUUCUUCUAUUUAGUUUGUGAUCUUGAAUCAAUAGAGGAGAUCAUGAAUUUGUAUGAAACUGUAGUUCCUCGAAUCUACACUCCGGAACAAUCUGUAAUGAUUAAAAUCAUCAGGGCCGUUGACAUGAAUGGAGCUACGGAGUAUUUGCCUCAAUUGUGGUCUGAUGCAAAGUUAUUUGAAUUCAAUAGGAGCGAGGAUGUAUUGACAGAAUUUACAGGUGUUAUCUACAAGAACCAUACAAAUGUCGCGCCUUUAAAUGAACAACUUGGUAACAUAGCAGCAGGUCUGUGGCAUGAAAUAGAAAUUGAAAAUCCAGGAAGAAGAAAGAAAAUAAUGUGGACUGGGCCAAUGAUAGGUAGCAUAUUGCAAGCGUUUGUUGACGCUAAACGAGUUAAAGAUGCCUACACUGUUUUCCAAAAACUCAGGAGAAGCCAGCAGGAGAUUUUCGGAGUGCCUGAAGCACAAACUUUGAGAGAUUUCUUAGAAUUUGUGAUCGAAAACAAAGAUGGCAAUGGAGCUCUGAUUUUCGUGAAUUACUGCUAUGACAACGACCUCGCUGAAACAUAUGAAUUUGCUGAGCGGCUGAAAAAUUCUUCAAUCCUGAAAGGAACGCAGAUAUUGGAUUUGGAAAAGAUUUUAAUUGUGGCCAAAAAUUUAAAGGAAAAACUAGACAAGAGAAAAAAUGAAAAAGUUGAAAUUAGAACUGACGAAUAUUUUAACAAGAAUGAGUAGUUUGUUUUAAAUAAAAUGAUCAUCUUUUUCUAAUUCCAACCGGUGCAUUUUCUUCUAUUUAUCAGACUUGUGAAGUUUUCAUUUGAUUUAACAUGGAUUUUUUUGUUUUGUCCUGUAAAAUUCGUCUUAGUUUGUUCCAAGGUUCACUCACUAAAUUUAUUUUUCAAACUUUCAUCAGCUCUUGUCAAAAAUGUUAUUGAAAAUGAUCAUCAGUCCUUGAGACUUUGCUUUCUAGGUCACAAAUGUCAAGUACGAAUGUUUCUUUUCUAUAAAAUUUCUCCCACAAAUCUUGAAAAUGUAUGUAUUUACAUGUAUGUAUGUAUUUGAAAAUGUAUGUAUGUUUGUUUCUCCCUUUUAGAGUUCGGAAGGAGCAUUUUAACAAAAUAUAAUUUCAAUACUAUAGCUGGGAAAGUAUUAUUCUCUAAUUGUUGUUUAAACAUGUUUUAUUCAUAAGUAUGAAUAAAAUUUCUUAAUUUUACCUAAAA